Messenger RNA from Cottoperca gobio, 2188 nucleotides. It is a transcript of the gene puf60b, whose product is annotated as poly-U binding splicing factor b. The transcript has 12 exons. Gene Ontology annotation, biological process: alternative mRNA splicing, via spliceosome; regulation of alternative mRNA splicing, via spliceosome; mRNA splice site recognition. Lineage: Eukaryota; Metazoa; Chordata; Actinopteri; Perciformes; Bovichtidae. The coding region runs from base 175 to 1809 and encodes 544 amino acids. Gene Ontology annotation, molecular function: RNA binding. Gene Ontology annotation, cellular component: precatalytic spliceosome; catalytic step 2 spliceosome. The record is from RefSeq and is a predicted model, not a curated record.
UUGUGUAGUGUGUUGGCCUCUCCAAGAAGUUGUGCUUCAUGGCGGUAACGGAGACUGCGAAUUUGUUGAAUUGUUAAAGCGUCCCCGUCAGUCCUCUUCCCCUUGGGGGCUUUCCUGCCUCAGUCUGGUGGACGCAGCGAUUAGCGGGUUGCGUAGGGAGGUGAAGCUCUGACGAUGGAGAAUGGACAGGGCACAGGCUCCAAGCUUGGCCUGCCGCCUCUCACCCCAGAGCAGCAGGAGGCGCUUCAGAGGGCAAAGAAGUAUGCCAUGGAACAAAGCAUUAAGAGUGUGUUGGUGAAGCAGACCAUCGCCCAUCAGCAGCAACAGCUCACCAACCUGCAGAUGGCAGCAGUGACGAUGGGCUUUGGAGAUCCUCUCUCACCUUUACAAUCGUGUUUGUCGUGUGUUGAUUUCCCCGGUUGGCAGGUGGCAGCUCAGCGGCAACGUGCCCUAGCCAUCAUGUGUCGAGUGUAUGUGGGCUCGAUAUACUAUGAACUUGGUGAGGACACCAUCAGACAGGCCUUUGCUCCCUUUGGCCCAAUCAAGAGCAUUGACAUGUCUUGGGAUUCUGUUACAAUGAAACACAAGGGGUUUGCCUUUGUGGAGUAUGAUGUGCCAGAGGCUGCUCAGCUGGCUCUGGAGCAGAUGAACUCAGUCAUGCUGGGGGGUCGAAACAUUAAGGUUGGGCGGCCAAGUAACAUCGGUCAGGCGCAACCCAUCAUUGACCAGCUGGCAGAGGAGGCGCGCGCCUUUAAUCGGAUCUACGUGGCGUCCGUCCACCCUGACCUGUCAGACGAUGACAUCAAGAGUGUGUUUGAAGCCUUCGGAAGGAUCAAGUCUUGCACGUUAGCCAGAGACCCCACCACAGGGCGACACAGAGGCUUUGGCUUCAUUGAAUAUGAAAAGCCUCAGUCAGCCCUCGACGCUGUAUCUUCUAUGAACCUCUUUGACCUGGGGGGUCAGUACCUACGGGUGGGCAAAGCAGUGACUCCGCCCAUGCCCCUACUGACCCCCACGACCCCUGGUGGUCUGCCGCCUGCUGCAGCUGUGGCCGCAGCGGCAGCCACUGCUAAGAUAACGGCCCAGGCAAGUAUGAAUCCCUUCCAAAGGGAUUUAAUGGCCUUCCAGGAGGCUGUAGCCGGUGCAUCAGUCCUGGGGGCGUUAGCCGCGCCCCAACUUCUCAGUCAGCAAAUGGGAAUACCUCAGGCUGUUAUGGCUGCUCAGGCACCAGGGGUCAUCACAGGUGUGUACCAAGACACGAGUGUGACUCCAGUGCGUCCUCCCAUACCAGUGCUUCCCCAGGUUGGUCUUGUGAACCCGGUGCUUGCAUCACCGCCAGUUCUGUCUAAUCAAGCUGGUGGUUCCAACCAGCAAGAGAGGAAAGAAGAGAAAGAGGAGAUGCUGCAGGAUGGUACGGGGCAGGAGAUGCUGAGUGACCAAGAACACAUGAGCAUCUCUGGCAGCAGUGCCAGACAUAUGGUGAUGCAGAAACUGCUUAGAAAAUCCGAGUCCACGGUGAUGGUGCUUCGGAAUAUGGUCGGACCUGAGGACAUUGACGACGACCUGGAGGGUGAGGUCACAGAAGAGUGUGGGAAGUUUGGCGCCGUCAACAGAGUCAUCAUAUACCAGGAAAAGCAAGGAGAAGAAGAGGAUGCAGAUAUCAUUGUCAAAAUCUUUGUAGAGUUUUCCAUGGCCUCAGAGAUGAACAAAGCCAUCCAGGCCCUCAAUGACCGCUGGUUCGGAGGUCGCAAAGUUGUUGCAGAAGUGUAUGACCAAGACCGUUUCAACAGCAGUGACCUCUCUGCAUAAAGUGUCUGAAAUGGUUCACCAGCAUCCAUCCCUAUACCUGUCACCCAAACUAAUUUCAGUCUCUGCAGCUAGAGAUGCAGGCCUCUGAAACUUGUAAUCAUGUUUUUGUUUGUUUUGUUUUUUUAUUUGGGUGUUUAAUGUUAAACACCCCAUUGUGGGGAUUCAUUCAAAAAUAUACAUGUCCAACUUUUUAUUUGUUUUUGCUUUAUUUGUGAAGACUUUUUUGGUGCAAGUUUCACAAUUUUGUAAUCCUAUCUUGUCACUCAUUUAUGUUUUCCUGCUUUUGCUCCGUUUUGUUUUGUGUUUAUUUUUCAAAAAUUUGCCGGGACAUGUUCAGUUUCUUUGUACGAUUAAAAGUUAUUAUUUGUCCACAAAAAAA